UCUCUUCAUAGCCAAGCGAGUAAAGACAUCUUUUCACAGUUAAAGGCGACUGAAAAAAAGGAGAAGGAGAUGGAAGAGCAGGACCCAGGAGGACCACGACCAGGCAAGAGAGCAAGGAAAGGCCCCUAUCGCAUCCAAGCUACGACUGGUGUUGAAUUGUGGGAGAGAGCUGUGCCAGAGAUCUGGGAUCUGGAGCCCCUGAACUCAGAAAUACUUUCUGGACGCUUCCAGAAAUUCCACUACCAUGAAGCCAAUGGGCCCCGAGAGGUUUGCAGCCAGCUCCAUGGAUUUUGCAACAACUGGUUGAAGGCAGAGAGGCACUCCAAGAAGCAGAUCCUGGACUUGGUGGUCCUGGAGCAGUUUCUGGCCAUCCUGCCCCAAGAAAUGCAGUCCUGGAUCAGAGGAUGCAAUCCAGAGACCAGUUCCCAGGCAGUGGCCCUGGCUGAAGGUUUCCUCCUGAGUCAGGCAGAGGAGAAGAGACAGGCAGAACAGAUAUGGGACCCAUCUUUGAAAUUGGAAGCUGAGUUUUCUGAGAUAGAAGGAUCUCUGUUGGAGGAAAGGCAGCAUGGCCAGACCCAGCAGCAUGUCCAAGAUACUCUCUCGCAUGGCAAUGAAGAGACAGUAUUGAUCCGCUCUCUUUGCACAGGUGCGCUACCUCCAGUCCAGUCUCCAGUUUCCUUUGAUGACGUGGCCGUGUAUUUCACUGAGGAAGAGUGGGCCCUGCUGGAUUUGGACCAAAAAGCUCUCUACAGGGAAGUCAUGCUGGAGAACUCUGAGAGUGUGGCCUGUGUGGGAACAUGGCAUUUAAGAGAGAUUAUGGUGGAGACAAACAAAGAUAUUGCAUCCAAAAAAAGGCUGGAGAGUUUCUCAAGUGGAUCUCAAGACAGUAUUUCCCUCAGAGACAAAUUGGCCACAACAGGAGAUGAGCAGUGGAAUGAGGAGGAUGAGGAAGUGCAUCAGCUAUUGCCAGAUAGAGUCAAGAAUGAAGAGCUUAUGAGACAUGCCAAGAAUCAAGGUGGACUGAAGAGACAGAAAGGAAGUCAUGUGAUUGAGAAGUGGGAUAAGGAUUUCCGUGAACUAACCAGGAAGAAACCUGUUAAAGACUCGUUGAGUGGAAAGGGAUUUAAUCAAAGUUGCAGUGUUCAACAGUAUCAAAGGACCCACACAGGGAAGAAACCUUCUGAAUGCUCAGAAUGGGGAAAGAGAUUAAUUCAGAUUUCUCAUGUUCAAAAACAUCAAAGAACACAACCAGAAGGGAAACUUUUUCAGUGCUCAGAAUGUGGAAAGAGUUUCACUCAGAGUAGCAGUCUUCAAAAGCAUCAAAGAACCCACACGGGGGAGAAACCUUUUCAAUGUUCAGAAUGUGGAAAGAGAUUCAGUCAAACUUACUCUCUUCAAUGCCAUCAAAGAACUCACACAGGGGAGAAACCUUUUGAAUGCUCAAGAUGUGGUAAGCGUUUCAGUCAGAAUAGCAAUCUUCAAGUGCAUCAAAAAACCCACACAGGGGAGAAACCUUUUGAAUGCUCAGAUUGUGGAAAGAGAUUCAGUCGCAAUGACUCCCUUCAAAGCCAUCAAAGAACCCACACAGGAGAGAAAUCUUUUGAAUGCUCAGAAUGUGGAAAGAGAUUCAGUCGCAAUUACCACUUUCAACAGCAUCAAAGAACCCACACAGGUGAGAAACCUUUUGAAUGCUCAGAAUGUGGAAAGAGAUUCAGGCGCAGUGGCAGUCUUCAAAUACAUCAAAGAACCCACACAGGGGAGAAACCUUUUGAAUGUUCAGAAUGUGGAAAGAGAUUCAGUCAGAUUUCCAGUCUUCACAGCCAUCAAAGAACCCACACAGGUGAGAAACCAUUUGAAUGCUCAGAAUGCGGAAGGAGAUUCAGUCAGAUUUGCAGUCUUCACAGCCAUCAAAGAACCCACACAGGUGAGAAACCAUUUGAAUGCCAAGACUGUGGAAGGACAUUCAGUCACAGAGUCAGUCUUCAAAUGCAUCAAAAAACCCACACAGGAGAGAAACCUUUUGAAUGCUCAGAUUGUGGUAAGAGAUUCAGUCAGAGUGGCAGUCUUCAAAUGCAUCAAAGAAUCCACACAGGGGAGAAACCUUUUGAAUGCUCCGAGUGUGGAAAAAGAUUCAGUUACAGUAGCAGUCUGCAAAUGCAUCAAAGAACCCACACAGGGGAGAAACCUUUUGAAUGCUCAGAAUGUGGAAAGAGAUUCAGUUGCAGUGGGAGUCUUCAAAGCCAUCAAAGAACCCACACAGGGGAGAAACCUUUUGAAUGUUCAGAAUGUGGAAAGAGAUUCAGGCGCAGUGGGAGUCUUCAAAGCCAUCAAAGAACCCACACAGGGGAGAAACCUUUUGAAUGCUCAGAAUGUGGAAAGAGAUUCAGUCAGAUUUCCAGUCUUCAAAGCCAUCAAAGAACCCACACAGGUGAGAAACCAUUUGAAUGCCAAGAGUGUGGAAGGACAUACAAGAGGGUUGCCACCUUCAACUGUAGAAAAUUUCAAAGAACCCACACAGGGGAGAAACCUUUUGAAUGCUCAGAAUGUGGAAGGAGUUUCAGUCAGAGUGGCAGUCUUCAAAUACAUCAAAGAGCCCACACACAGAGAAACCCUUUUGAAUGCUCAGACUGUGGAAAAAGAUUCAGCUGCAGUGGUAGCCCUCAAAGCCAUAAAAGAACCCACACAAGCGAGAACCCCUUUGAAUGUUCAGACUGUUGA
Sphaerodactylus townsendi is the source of this 2718-nucleotide messenger RNA. RefSeq names its product zinc finger protein 14-like. Lineage: Eukaryota; Metazoa; Chordata; Lepidosauria; Squamata; Sphaerodactylidae. The coding region runs from base 70 to 2718 and encodes 882 amino acids. Gene Ontology annotation, biological process: regulation of DNA-templated transcription. The transcript has 9 exons. The record is from RefSeq and is a predicted model, not a curated record.